Odontomachus brunneus is the source of this 1547-nucleotide messenger RNA. Its product is annotated as CCA tRNA nucleotidyltransferase 1, mitochondrial. NCBI's taxonomy places the organism in Eukaryota, Metazoa, Arthropoda, Insecta, Hymenoptera, Formicidae. The coding region runs from base 114 to 1538 and encodes 474 amino acids. The transcript is spliced from 3 exons. Gene Ontology annotation, biological process: RNA processing. Gene Ontology annotation, molecular function: RNA binding; nucleotidyltransferase activity. The record is from RefSeq and is a predicted model, not a curated record.
UUCAAACAAUCGCAGUUAAGAGGACCAAGCGUGAAUAAAUAUGGAAGCUUGUACGUUCGUAACGAUCACGUUUCAUUUAUGUAAAGGAGGAACAAAGUAACAUAUAUAUAAUUAUGUUAAAUAUAUUGUCACAGCGAAUAUCAAAUCUAGUUCGUUAUAAAAUUAUUAGUGUAAAAAAUAUUAAGGUACGCAGACAAGUGAGAUAUAAGUCCACGUAUGAAAGUUGGAAAAAGAAUAGAAUGGCUAACGAACCGUUACCAUCGUCAAGAGCAGACCCUGUUAUAGCGAAGCUGGAUAGCCCGGAAUUUCUUUCUGUGUUUACUCCAGAACUAAGGACUCUCGUUGACUUGUUUAAAAAGUAUAAUUAUGAGUUGAGGAUUGCCGGCGGCGCCGUGCGUGACAUUUUAAUGAACAAACAUCCAACGGACCUUGACUUCGCAACCAAUGCAACGCCAAAUCAAAUGAAGGAAAUAUUCGAGAACGAGAAUAUCAGAAUGUUAAAUGUGAAAGGCGAAAAACACGGUACAAUAACCGUGAGAAUAAACGACAAAGACAAUUUCGAAGUAACCACUUUGAGGAUCGACAAUGUAACAGAUGGACGGCAUGCAGAAGUGGAAUUUACAAAGGACUGGAAGUUGGAUGCAUGCAGGAGAGAUCUGACUAUUAAUUCCAUGUUUCUCGACUUCGAUGGCAAAUUAUAUGACUAUUUCUAUGGCUAUGAUGAUCUGAAGAAUAAAAGAAUAGUUUUUGUGGGCAACGUUAAUUGUAGGAUAUGUGAAGAUUAUCUUCGAAUUCUCAGAUACUUUCGUUUUUAUGGAAGGAUUAUGGAUAAUCCCGAUCAGCACGACGAAGCUACGAUAAAAGCAAUAAAAGAAAAUAUCGACGGCUUACAGCGAAUAUCUGGUGAGAGAAUUUGGAGCGAAUGGAAAAAGAUUUUAACGGAAAAAUUUGCUCUAGAAAUGACGUUGAAAAUGCUAGAAUGCGGUAGCGGUAAAUACAUAGGUUUACCCGAGAAACCCGACGUGGAUAACUUUCAAAUUGUUUGUCGACGCGCAUUAUCCAACAAUGUGGCCUUAAAGCCUAUAUCUAUGAUCGUGUCGAUGCUGAAAGAUCAGCAGGAAGUCAUGAACGUGCACAGUCGCUUGAAAUUGUCCAAUUCUGAUCGAGAUCUAGCGUUGUUUCUAGUUCAGCACAGAGAAUACAUUCCUUGCGAGCAACCGUUGAAGCCGUAUCAGCAGUUAGUAUUUAUUUCGCAGACAAACAAGUCAAUCGACGUCAAUCGCGAAUAUAUAAUAGAGAUAUUGAAAUAUCAAGGAGCCAUAGAACUUUUGGACGAAUUUGAAAAAUGGGUAAUUCCGAAAUUUCCCAUCAAAGGCAUCAUGCUGAGAAAUCAUGUGCCACAUCCGAAAGUAACUAGCGUUGUCCUACGUGAAUUGAAGAAGAUAUGGGUGAAUGAUAACUUUAAGAGUACUAGUGACCAACUUAUGGAAUAUGUACCAUGUAUAAUUAAUGAAUUAAACAAUAAAAUGGCACUAUAAUUUAAAAAA